Messenger RNA from Drosophila biarmipes, 781 nucleotides. RefSeq names its product ninjurin-A. The record is from RefSeq and is a predicted model, not a curated record. The transcript is spliced from 3 exons. Gene Ontology annotation, cellular component: membrane. The coding region runs from base 262 to 678 and encodes 138 amino acids. Gene Ontology annotation, biological process: tissue regeneration; cell adhesion. Lineage: Eukaryota; Metazoa; Arthropoda; Insecta; Diptera; Drosophilidae.
GUUGGAUUUCCGAUUUCAGUGCGCCGUCAGUGGUUUAGUCGUUUGGUUGUGCAGCGAAACCGUCUCCACGACAACGCCGCUCCAAGUAUCAACGAUUGUGUUGCCAAUUUGGAGAGACAAUGAAAACAGAAACAAGUUGAAUUGAACGUUUUCGAGUUCUUUUGUCCGACUUGGAAAACUGACCCGAAGUGCGGCGUUGUGUGACCGAAACCAAAGCUCAAAUUGAGAAAUAAAACACAAAAACAUCAAAGAUUCAUCAUAAUGGCGUCAGGUUUAGAGCGGGUAAACGAAAAUGAGAUGAAGGCCAUGGAUGCCAAUCGGUAUGCCACCAAGAAGACGAUUGCACAGGGGAUGUUGGAUAUCGCACUUCUGACCGCCAAUGCCUCCCAGCUGAAGUACAUCCUCCAAGUGGGCGAGCAGCACCAGUUCUACAAGCUAAUGCUGAUCCUGAUCAGUCUUUCUAUAGUGCUGCAGCUUUUGGUGGGCAUUCUGUUUGUGGUCAUCGGAAGUCUCAACAUAAACAGGGAGCAGGAUCAGACGGCGGCGGUGAUCCUGAACGACAUCAUUUUGGUGGUCGUGUUUAUAAUAUCCGUGGUGAACGUUAUCAUAUCCGGUUUUGGCAUAGAGUACUCGUCACAGCCACUUAGACGCCUCGAAGAGCACGAAAAGACACCCUAGAAACUAGGAAUCCAACGAUUUACACCAAAUUAUACAUUACUAUUACCAUAAGGCUAAUGUACCCCUAGAUUGUAAAAAAAUAAAUAAAUGUAUUGAUGUUAAA